UGAGUCUUUAUUGCACCCACUUGCACUAAAGACAUCUGGGACCACUUGUUGUCGCGGGGAUAGAUCCCGUGUACAAUAAAAUCGAGAACUCAGUUUUGGCCACUUAGAGUUUUCGUAUUUACUUUUAGUUCACAAUUUUUAUAAUUAUAAUUUGACAAUUAAUAUAAUUAUCUAUCAAAAUGCAAAUUAAAUAUCUUUUUUUAAUUUUAAGUUUUUCGACAUUGUCUAUUUUUGCUGAGGAAAUACCGGAAUUUUUAAAUAUUUGCAAAAGAAAUGAUCCUAACUUGGAAUUAUGUGUGAGAAAAAGCGUGGAAGCCCUCAGACCAUAUUUGAAGACGGGAGUUCCUGAUCACAACAUUCCAAGUUUAGAACCACUUUUAUUAAAAGAGUUGACAGCUUCUCAGGGAACUGGCAUGAAGAUAUCUGUGAAAAAUGUUAAAGUGUUUGGAGCGAGUUCCUUUAAAAUAAAAAAAUUAAAAAUAGAUCCCAAUGACAUUCGAAUUGGCGUUGAUCUGGAACUACCUAAUUUAAACAUUGAAGGACAGUAUGCAAUUAAUGGUAGAAUUUUAUUACUGCCUAUUCAAGGCGCAGGACCAAUGAGGGCAAAUGUUACGGAUGUAGGUGCUGUUGUCAGAAUUAAGACUAACAUGGUAAAAAAUCCAACUACUGGUUUAGAUCAUAUUGAGAUAUCUGACUUUCGGCUAAAGCUCUCAAUUACUAAAGGAACACUUCAUCUUGACAAUCUUUUUGGUGGAGAUCCUGUUCUUGGUGAAGUUGUUAAUAACGCAAUUAACAAUAAUUUUGAAUCGUUUAUAAGAGAACUGCAACCAUUAAUAGAAAAAGCGUUGUCUGAUGCCUUUCUCGAAAUUGCAAACAGUAUAGUCAGGCCGUUCUCUUUCAAACAACUCUUCCCGGAUAAUUAAAAUACUAAUAGUAAUUAUUAUUCAAAUACAAAAAUUAUGUUUCGACUGUACAUGUAUUUUAAAAAAUACAUUAACACUCUUCAUACGAAUUUAGCUUAUGAUUCUAAAAUAUAUUUGAAUAUAAGAAAGACAUAUUUCCGUACAAUUUUCAAAACAAAAUAUUUAAAUUCGAUGAUCCCAUUAAAGAUGUCAUUAAUUUGUACACCAAGUCUUGUGAAAUUAGACUUUAUUUUGUAAAGUUUAUAAUAUCAUGAUAUUUAGUAUAAUGUAAGUUUAACUGUAAACGAAAUACCAAGAGAACAAUUGUACCCUUUGUUGAUAUAAAUUUUGUUCUGCCUGUCAUUCUUUAAAAAAAUUUUAAAAGCCAAUACCACAGAUGGAUCUUAAAAUACUUAUUGUAACACAUUUUUUCUUAAUUUUGUAUAUAAGUUAAAAAUAAUAAUUGUCUCUUAAAAAAUUACUUAAAAUUAAGUCCGGAAAAUAAAAUACGAAUCUGCUAUAUAAUAAAUUAAUUCAACAUUCGGGGGUAUAUGUUCUCAAGAAAGACCACAUUUUUUCAUGAAAAAUCUAAAAUCAUUUAAAUAGUUGAUGGACUACGAAUAUAGUCUGUAAAAUAUUUCAUAAUUCACUUAAUAUAAUAAAAUGUACCAAAUCAAUCAGUGAACCGAAUUUUCUUUACCAGGUGAUAUUUUGUAAAAUUUUUAAAAAUGACCAUAAAUAGGUUUAACUCAGAAACUUAAUUCUCUUCUUUUCAUCGUCUGCUAUUAGCACUUAUAUCUAUUGUUUAUUUCACUUUUAUGUAAAAUUAACCAAAAACAUAUCCUCUUAGUUUAAAAUGAUAAAAAUAACCAAUGAUUUUAAUAAUCAUGUCAUAACUAUCUUAUCUAGUAUAUCGUUACCAGACAUUUUUCCGACAACAAUAUUUCGAAUGUUUAUUUUCCGAACGACUUUCUUUCUGAAUUAUUUUUUCCGAAUGUUUUUUUUGAAAAACAUUUUCCGAAUGUAUUAUUCCAAAUAGUUUAGACUGCAUUUCAUGGGCAGAAAAAUUCGCGGAGAUUUGGCGAUAUACAAACACGCGAUACAUUGACUUGACGAAACAGCGAUUUUAAAUUUGCAGUAUACCCUGAAUGUUAAACGUCAUGAGUUUCUAUUAUUUAAAGUAUUUUUAAUUUAAAAAACAUAGCUUACUGCUAAUAAAAAAAAGAAAAACACUUCAUUUGGAUGAUUUGAGGUUCCACAAUUAUUUAAGGAUGGCUGCAACAAAUUUAGAAAGUUUGCUCUAAUUAAUUGUUCCAGAGAUUCUCAAGAAAUUCGUCCUGCGAGAGCUUAUAUUAGCUGCUCAAUGUUUAAUUAUGACCUUUAGGUCUCCUUUUUCUCUUUUUGACUGUAAAAUUUAAUGCUAAUGUAAACUUUAAUAUAAACUUACCUUAGCUUUACUGUGUAAGCUUACUGUAAUGGCGGAAGUUUUAAGAUGACCUCGAGUUUACUGUAGGCUUACAUGGUAACGUUACAAACCCUACAUAUAUAUCCUUACAGUAACCUCACAGCAAAAAGUCGUGCUAUGUGGAAAUUUUUAUGAAUUCGAAAUAAACGAUUUUAAAAUUUGUCAAAUAUGAUCCGUUGUGUAUAUGUAGAAAUUAUUAAAUAAAUUUAAAAAUUUUAAUUGAAUUAAUUCAUAAUUAAAUUUAAUAAAUAAUACUAUGCGAUAGUGCAUAGUUAAUAUACAAAAAUUUUUUAAUCUCAUUAAAGAAACUCAUUUUAAAUUCAUAAUUUUUUGGAAAAUAGCUAUUUUAAAUAUAUACGUUAGGCUUAAAAACCGAAUACGCUCAUUGAGCGAAAACAUAUCCAUUGCAAUCAGAGCACUUAUGAGCUCCAGAGGUCUCUUUUUCACAAAUGACGCUUUGUUUAGAAUUUACAUCGCCACCUUCAUUUUCUAAAUUAUGUGGAACUUCCUUAUGUCGAUUUAUGGAAGACAAAAGUAGUUCCAGUUCUUUUUCUGUUUCUACAGACGCUUAUAUGUCAGCUGGAAGGGAAGAAUCCGCUAGUCCUAUUUUUUGUGAUGUUCCAAACAUGUCCUGAUAGGGACUUGUUUUCAUCACUGCAUGUAGAGAACGGUUUUUUUUUACUUUGAAUAAAUCGCAGUCCUUCUGACCCACGUUCAAAUGUGUAGUUUGCAAAUGUCAAAAAGGUCACAGGCCUCGCAAAAAUAUCGUAUUUUCGAAUCUUUCGAACCAACAGAUUUUACUUCUACUACAUUUUAUUGAAUUUAUUUUGAACUAUAAUAUAAUCGUUGAAGUUAUUGACAUACUUAUAAGAGAAAAUUAAUCAAUUAAGUAUCAAAGCAUGAAAUAGGUAAUUAACGAACAGGUUGUUUAUAAAUAACAAAAUAUGCUGUGAUUAUUAAAACGCGUAAUGGUCAAAUAUCAAAAAAGCCAGAACGCGUUGUGGCAUUCAUUAAUUACCAUAACGCGUUGUGGUAGAAUAUUAUAACAUCCAGAAAGCGAAUUUCGCGUUGUGGCCCUUUUUCAAUUUCCACAACGCGUUUAGAGCAUUUUUUCUUAUGCUAUAACACGAAUUUCGUGUUGUGGUCGAAUCGAAGGAGCCACAACGCGUUAUGGUCGAUGUUUUUGCUCAAUGAGCGUUUUCGGUCUUUGAGCCUAACAUAUACAUAUAUAGGUUUCUGCUUCCGGUGACUCGAUAACAUCAAUGUCGUAUCAGUAAUUAGUACAACGAGUAAUAUUAUUUACGAAGUUUGUAGGGCCUUUUUUAAAGAACUUACAGACAAUUGUAUUACCGCACCGGCGAAAUACACUUCUAAAAAAUGGUUAAAAAUUGUAAUUUUUUCUGAGCCAAAAGAUGAAAAACAAAAUUACAUAAAUUUUUAAACAUUAUAAUACAUAAAUAGUGUAUUUAUUUAAUUACAGCGACAAUAGCACAUUCGCUAGUUAUGCUUGUCGCCAGGAAUUUUUCACCCCAUGAAAUUUCACUUUUAUAUAUUCUGAUUACAAUGCAAUGUUUUAAAUAAAAGAAAAUUAACAGUUGA
Molecule: messenger RNA, 3966 nt
Organism: Leptopilina boulardi
Lineage: Eukaryota; Metazoa; Arthropoda; Insecta; Hymenoptera; Figitidae
Product: protein takeout-like
Exons: 3
Coding region: 180-923 (247 amino acids)
Source: RefSeq, a predicted model, not a curated record